Molecule: messenger RNA, 1516 nt
Organism: Nematostella vectensis (starlet sea anemone)
Lineage: Eukaryota; Metazoa; Cnidaria; Anthozoa; Actiniaria; Edwardsiidae
Product: homeobox protein Hox-A5
Exons: 2
Coding region: 561-1256 (231 amino acids)
Biological process (GO): regulation of DNA-templated transcription
Molecular function (GO): DNA binding; DNA-binding transcription factor activity, RNA polymerase II-specific
Source: RefSeq, a predicted model, not a curated record
UUGACAGCUCAUUAAUCAUUCUAUGGGCGGAGCUAAGAAAGCCGUGGGCAAUAUGGCGCCGACCACGCAACACCGACCUUAAACAGCCAAUCACUGACGGGAAGGAGUAACAUAACACCAUGAUGCCUAGCGGUCGUAGAGGCGCCUGGUGAGGCAAUAAAUCAUCGUGAAAGAGCAGCCUGACAGACCUUCGAGAUUGAACAAGGAGACUACUCCGUCGGGUUAAACGCUGGCGCAGAGUUGAAUCCAAAGCAGCUUAAGAACGCUAUCUAUCUGCGGCGGGUUUCGCUAGUUGACUGGUAUUACCAAUAAACUAUUGUUUUACAGAAAUAGGAGCUAAACAUAAAAAAAAGGAAAUCAAAUUGGUGUAACUAAAAGGAUGGGCUUGGCCGGAGUUCGAAUUGAAACGUUGCUUUUAAGAGAUAAAGUUGUCUAAUAACUAGACUGCGGUCCGAAGCCGGGUAUAUGAUUGGUCUAAAGCAAUCACAUGGUCAAAAUUUUUGGUCUGUACUCCUCGGACCCUUCCCGCAUUAUCUGAAUGCUAAUAUGUCAAGCCAAGAAUGAACUACUCUGCGCUUUUUCCAAGCUUUGACACUUCUGUCACUUGGGACCCGUCACGUCAUCAUCUCAAAAACACAGAAAAUCCCGGCACCUUGCCCGAAACUCAAGGGUUUGGUGCUGGCCUUUUUCUUGACACUUACACGAGCCAUAUAGGAAGGGACUUUGAUGGGCCCAUAGGUAGCAUACCGGUUGGAAGCUCCAAUCGUGAAUCACUCCCAAACUAUCUUCUACAGCCCAUCUACCCAUGGAUGAGGACAAAAAAAUCCGGCUCUCGCGGAAUAGGCGGCAAGCACGCCAAGAGGUACCGCACGAGCUACACAAACCGACAACUUCUUGAGCUCGAGAAAGAGUUUCACUACAAUAAAUACUUAUGCGGCACUCGAAGGCGAGAGCUGGCCAACGCUAUGAAGCUCACAGAGAGACAAGUCAAAGUUUGGUUCCAAAACAGGCGCAUGAAACUCAAGAAGGACGAGAAGCAGAAAGAAGACGGACCAAGCGCCUUACCGGAUUAUGAUGUGAUGAAGUCUCUUCCUCGUCUUCCAAGGCUACUGCCAACAUACGCAACUCAAACGGAAGGCUACCCUCCUAUAGAGGCCGUAGAGCACCUCGACAGUCAGUCACAAAACGCACUAAGACAUUACACCUAUAGCAAUUACUCCAUGCUAACGCACGCGCUCAAUACAGUCCUGCAGUGAUUUAAACUUAUAGUUCGUCAUUCUAGCCGAAAUUUCUCUACAAAAGACAACCACAUAGCUCCUGUAAUACAGUGAUCAAGGCUAACGCACGUCACUUUGGUGACUAAACAUAAACACAUUUUCACAUCCUACAACGGUAAGUCAAAAUGCGCUUAUCUUUUUUUAUGUUUGCACUAAAAAAACUCAAAUCAUACGAAAUGUGCUUCGAGUAACAAAAAACCUGCACAUUUUGAAAGAGAAAUAAAAAAUGAUUAUUUCCA